AUGUUCCAGCGCUCCUCUACGGGACCGAACAUCGCUGAUGUUGGCCUGUCAUCCGUAAAGCGCGCCUCCGUCGCGGGGUACAAUCCCGGCACCACAGCGUCGCUCAAGCCGUAUCACACACCCGGUCCGUCCGCCGAUAACGACCGCCGUAGUAGCGUUUACCGAGCUCGCCCCUCGACGACUGCCGGCCCCAUGAGCGGACACCAAAGCUUCUUCCAGCAAGCGCCCCAGGCCGCUGGCGUACCACGAGACCCCCGCCCACUAAAGGAUAGGUCAUAUCAGAAUCGUCUUGGACAGGAGUUGCUGGAGUAUCUCGCUCAACACAACUUUGAGAUGGAGAUGAGCCACAAACUGUCGGACAACUUCAUCAAGUCGCCGACACAAAAGGACUUCAACUACAUGUUCCAAUGGCUCUAUCACCGCAUCGACCCAAGUUAUCGCUUCCAGAAAAACAUUGACCAGGAGGUACCACCGCUCCUCAAACAACUUCGGUACCCCUACGAGAGGAGCAUCACCAAGAGCCAGAUUGCUGCGGUGGGAGGUCAAAACUGGAGCACAUUCUUGGGGUUGCUACACUGGAUGAUGCAGCUGGCUCAGAUGCUGGAGCGGUAUUCUGUUCACCAGUACGACGAGGCGUGCAUUGAGGCCGGAGUUGACGUUGCGGGUGAUAACAUCAUCUUUGACUUUUUGACAAACGCGUACCAGGAUUGGCUCAAUAUGGACGACGAGGCUGGUGACGAUGACGUUGAGAAGGCCCUGGUACCGCACGUGCAGGGAAUGGCGAGGGCGUUUGAGAGGUCCAACGCAAAGUACAUCCAAGAGAUGGAGAUGCUCGAGGGGGAGCACAACAGGCUACGCAAGGAGAUCGAGGAGCUUGAGAAAUCCACACCCGACCCGGCCGUGCUCGACAACCAUUUUAAGAUCAUGGAAGAGGACAAGGCCAAGUUCGAGGAGUACAACACCUUGGCUAUGCAGCGGUCAGAAAAAUACGAGGGCCGCAUCCAAGUGCUACAGGAAGAGCUCGACAAACUACAGGGCGAGCUGAAAGAGGCCGAGGAUGAACGGCGACACCUAAAGGACGCCGUAGACGACCAAGGAAUCAGCAUGCAGGAUAUUGACCGCAUGACUGCCGAACGGGAGCGUUUACAAAGGAGCAUCGAGUCGGCGGGGCAGCGGUUAGAGGACGUCAAGCGCAAGGUAGCAGAGCGGGAGAUGGAGGCCAGCCAAAGGCUGGACGAGCUGGAGCGCAUGGUGGACCGGUACAACACGGUCGCGUACCAGAUUGGCCUGAUGCCCUCCACGGCCGUCAACGCCAAGGGCAGGGACUUCGAGCUGCAAGUCACGGUCAACGAAGGCCCAAACUUCACCUCGUCCCAGCUGCAGGGCUCGUACGGCCCCGGCGACAGCGACCGGCUCCUCGCGGACCCGGUCACGGGCUACCAACCGGCGCACGUGCUCAACCUGGACCUCCGGGGGCAGGUUAAGAACAGCUUCCUGGGGCUCCGCAAGGAGGUGUCGGAGCGGCGCAAGGCGGCGCUCGACGCCAUGAUGGAGGACCACGACCUGCUGGACCGCGCCAAGGAGGCCAUCGAGGACAAGCGCAACGAGGUCGAGGCCCUCGAGCACCGCGUGCGCGCCGCCGAGGAGGAGUACGAGAAGACCAAGGAGGUCACCACCGCCCAGAAGCUCGCUUCCGACGCCCAGAUCGAGAAGAUGGAGAAGGAGCUCGCCAAGAUGCGCGCUCAGUUGUCAGAGUCGGUGCAGCUGAUGGAACAGCGCGAGAUGAAUACUAAUAUUGAGUAUGAACAACUGACCCUCCGGGCGAAUGCGCUGCGCGAAGAGCUACACACAGAGACGAUGCGCAUGCUCAACGACGUCAUCAAGUUCAAGAUGCACGUCCAGAAGGGCUUGGAGGAGUACGAGACGUUUGUGGCCGAUGAGUUGGAGAAGGAGCUCGGCAGCGACGAGAUGAGAGAUGAUACCCAAGACAUUGAUAUGUAA
This is a messenger RNA of Chaetomium globosum CBS 148.51, 2001 nucleotides long. RefSeq lists its product as uncharacterized. Gene Ontology annotation, biological process: attachment of mitotic spindle microtubules to kinetochore. The record is from RefSeq and is a predicted model, not a curated record. Gene Ontology annotation, cellular component: Ndc80 complex. The transcript has 2 exons. Lineage: Eukaryota; Fungi; Ascomycota; Sordariomycetes; Sordariales; Chaetomiaceae. Bases 1 to 2001 code for a protein of 666 amino acids.